Zasmidium cellare ATCC 36951 is the source of this 747-nucleotide messenger RNA. RefSeq lists its product as uncharacterized. The coding region runs from base 1 to 747 and encodes 248 amino acids. NCBI's taxonomy places the organism in Eukaryota, Fungi, Ascomycota, Dothideomycetes, Mycosphaerellales, Mycosphaerellaceae. The transcript has 2 exons. The record is from RefSeq and is a predicted model, not a curated record.
AUGGUCAAAGACUGCUCAGAGUGCAACAUCUGUCGCUUCAAUCAACUCUACGUUCUCGGCCACGACGCAACCAUUAACCACUCCACCUCGACCAUCUUCACACCACCAUCCGACAUGGAGUCCAACAACACCAACGAUGUCAACCGCUUCCUGCGUAUGAUCACCAUCGCCUGCUGGGUCCCAGCAUUCCCCUUUCUCCUCGCCCACGGAAUCGUCACAAACCUCAUCUGCCCCGUCCUGGGCAUCGUCCCCAUGACCUUCUCCGCCAUCACCGCCCUGGUCCACCUCGCCGGCGGCGCCAAACACCGCAUUCCUAACAUCGUCGUCGACCUCUUCUGCGCGACCUUCCUCAUCGCCGUCCUGAUCCCCGGCUGGAUCCUGCUGCGCGGCGACUGGCGCUCAAACACCGGCGAGGUCAUGGUAGGGACCUACGGCACGGUCCCCAUGAUGAUCAACUUUGUCCUCCACACCUGGUUCGUCCUCCGCGAAAUCGAGCUCCGCAACCCCUUCGUCUGGUCCCGCUGCCCACACUGCCACGGCGACCUGACCCACAGCAAGCAGCACCACCAGCGGAGCCCCCGCGCCAUGUCGCACGUCUCCAGCGACAGCAAGGAGUCGUACGAGCCCGUCACGAUGGUCGAUGCCGAUGAGGCUGGCGUCCCGGCCGAGGGGCCGAGUAGUUAUAAUCAUCAUGAGCGGAGUCAGCCAAGGCCGAGUACUGAUGAUGAGACUGCGAGGCUUGUUUAG